Mytilus trossulus (common blue mussel) is the source of this 1363-nucleotide messenger RNA. RefSeq lists its product as uncharacterized. The transcript has 12 exons. The record is from RefSeq and is a predicted model, not a curated record. Lineage: Eukaryota; Metazoa; Mollusca; Bivalvia; Mytilida; Mytilidae. Bases 47 to 1363 code for a protein of 438 amino acids.
UUCGUACUAAUUUACAAACCAUGACACAAUAAUCAGUCCAAGCAGUAUGUUGUUAUCUGUAAUAUUUCUGCUGUUAACUCUGUUACCCGCAUCUGCGCAACAAUGCGAGGACAUAGAGACAUCACUUUGUGACCUGAUGCUGAACAGGUUGCCAGAAAUGUGCGGUGAUCCGUGUCUUGCAAAAUUCUGUAAAAGAUCUUGCGGAUUAUGCCCAUUGAAAUGUUACACCUGUACAGAAGUAAAGGAUGUAACAAACUGUACUACAUUUACAACAUGUUCUGAUGCUAAUGACUAUUGCUUCACUGCACAGACAUUUACGGCACAUUUUACUGAGGCUUACAGACUUGGAUGCGGCAGUAGGCAGACUUGUCUCCAGUAUUCCCCAAUAUCAUCAAAGUUCAGAUCCAGUAUUGAAGCCGGGUGUUGUAAUACUGACAAAUGUAACAACAAACCACCGCCAUUACUUCAUAUAACUCCGCCACAGAAUUAUUCCUCUAUCACAACAACUGCAGACCCUUCUGUGUGUAUGAACAAAGAUGAUGAUAUAUGUACACGUCUAGCUUUUUACCUACCAAAUCUGUGUUCAGAUGAUUGUGUAUCGUCAAAGAUAUGUCCACACAUGUGUCGGAAAUGUUUUUAUUGCCUUGAUUGUUAUGAAGUUGAUCAUCCAGACAACUGCACUCAAUCAACAGCUUGCAGUGAUGGGAAGGAAUGUUAUGGACUUGAAAAAUUGGGAUCAAACUUUAAAACUGCAGUUCAACUCGGAUGCAUUGACCGGAGCUUGUGUGAUCAACUACAGUCACCCUCAGGCCAUGUCUUUGGACGAAGAGAUUUUACUUUCACUGGUGGAUGUUGCAAGGGAGAUAAAUGUAAUGCACAUCCAAAGUCUCAAACAAUAUCAACUACGACUACGACAACCACGGCCCAACCACACUGUUCAAAUCGUUAUCAUCGAUGCCCGAUUGGUUUUCGUCAGCAUGGAAAUAAUUGUUAUCUCUUUGGUAAUCAGAGGGUAAAUAAACACGAAGCUCUUAGAUUCUGUCGAAGUCAUUGCGCAGACCUCUUUUAUAUUCAAUCUAACUCUGAACUCUCUGCAUUCGCACAAUACCAACACAAUGGAUAUAUAGACGUGUUUACGGGGUUGGUACGAGAUCAUCGUCAGGGAUGGAUUUGGAGCCACAAUGGUUCGCCGAUCCAGCAGUCCGUGCAGGUUAAUUUAUUCCUUAAUUAUAAUCAACAUGUAACUGGACAAAAUUGUGCGACAGCUAAUUACCAAUACAGCAAUAAUAAUGGCCAUUAUAGUUUAAGAGCAGUACCGUGUACAGAUUUACAUCAUCCAUUUUGUAAACUGGAAAUGGGAUAA